ACGCCAAGCAACACCAUCAUCGCCUCCGGCAGGCAACCCGAGUCUCCCCAUCGUCACCUCCAGCCACUUCACUUCCCCACCCUUCGCCGCCGGUGCUGCGCCGCUUGCUCGCCGCCUCCUAGAGCGGGCGGGGGACCACCAGGUACACCACUCCGUCCGUGCCCGGUGUUGUCUUCCCUUCGCCCCUCUUCCAGCUCUCCGAUUCCACCCGCGCGCCGGAGCUGGGAGGGAGGAAACCAGAUGCUGUUCUGUUGCUCUCUCUCGCCCCCGGGAAUCCAAACUUAUCCGCUCCCACCAUUCCAGCAGCAGAGCAGCUCCCCGCGGAAAGUACGCAGCUUCCGCCGGCACAAGAGCAGCAAGGCCGAGCAUCAAUAUUUCGGGGCGCAAUCUUUCCGGACCGGGGACCAACCCUUGCGUGCCCAAGCGCAUCCAGAUGGUGGCUACGGCCCUCCGGAGCAAGACCCUGAGGCGGAGGGGCACUCGCCAGGCUCCCCGGACGCGGAGACGCUUGCUUCCUGGCUGCGUUCUUGCGGCACCGUGGCCGAUGUUCGGCGAGUGCACGGGGUUGCUGUGCGGUCGCCAGAUGGUCCGGGGAUUUUUCUGGCUAAUAAUUUGAUCACUUCAUAUGCGAGGUUCCAUGAGAUUUCAGACGCGAGGAAGGUGUUUGAUGAAAUGCCUGAGAGGACUGUUGUGUCGUGGACGGCUAUGAUGAAUGGGUAUCAGAAAUCGGGCAACUACAGUGAGGUCGUCAGGCUGUUCUUGGAUAUGAUGGCCAGCGGGGAGCGAGGUAACAGCUUGAGUCUCGUUUGCCUGUUGAAGUCUUGUGGUGAGCAAUCCAAUGCUAAGCUAGGGCGGCAGGUCCAUUGUUGUGUUGUGAAAGGAGGGUGGAGCAAUGUGAUUCUGGAUAGUGCCGUCGCACACUUCUAUGCUCAGUGUGGUGAUGUUGCCAGUGCUUCAAUGAUGUUCGAUAAGAUGACCUCUCGUGAUGUCAUCUCGUGGACAACAAUGAUCACAGCUUAUGUGCAGCAUGGGCAUGGGGAUAAGGCCCUUCAGAUGUUUCCGGCGAUGAUCUCUGAGGGAUUUCACCCUAACGAGUUCACGGUGUGCAGCAUCCUCAAGGCUUGCGCAGAAGAGAAGGCUCUAAGAUGUGGGAAGCAGCUGCAUGGUGCUCUUGUGAAGAAGUUGUUCAAAAAUGACAUCCAUGUCGGCAGUGCUCUUGUUACCAUGUAUGCCAGAAACAGGGAAGUGUCUGAUGCUCAGGCAGUGUUUGAUAUGAUGCCUAGAAGAAACACUAUUACAUGGACUUCUCUGAUCUCGGGCUAUGCGCAGAGUAGCCAGGCUGAAAAGGCUAUCAUGUUGUUUCGACAGAUGAAGACGCGACGGGUGUCUGUUAACAACCUUACCAUUGUUGGUCUUCUUAGUGCCUGUGGCUCCAUAAGAUCACUCAGUCUUGGUAAGGAACUGCAUGCACAGGUAAUAAAGAAUUCGAUCCAAGAGAAUCUUCAAAUUGGGAGUACGCUUGUUUGGUGCUACUGUAAAUGUGGAGAGUAUACAUAUGCUGCACGAAUUCUAGAAGAAAUGCCAGACCGUGAUGCUGUCUCAUGGACAGCUAUGAUUUCAGGCUACAAUAGUGUUGGUCAUAGUGCUGAAGCACUCAAGUCAUUAGAUGAUAUGUUAUGGGAUGGUGUGACUCCAAAUACCUACACUUAUUCCUCAGCUUUGAAAGCCUGUGCGAAACUAGAGGCUCUGCAAGAUGGAAGGAGGAUUCACGGUGUUGUUAACAAGACUCCUGCCUUCUCAGAUGUGUUUGUGGGAAGCUCAUUGAUCGAUAUGUACAUGAGGUGUGGAAAAGUUGACGAAGCUCGACGAGUCUUCAACGCCAUGCCAGAACACAACUUGGUAACAUGGAAAGUGAUAAUUACAGGAUUUGCUCAGAAUGGCCUCUGUGAAGAGGCUUUUAAGUAUAUGUACCUAAUGCAGCAACAAGGGCACGAUGCUGAUGACUUUAUGCUUUCAAAAGUUCUGACAUCAUGCGGUGAUCUUCAAUGGAAGUCAGAUUCCAUCUCUUUUUCUGGUUCGAAUACUGGUUCACUAAGAUAGAUUUGUACUUGUUGUGCUAAUGUUAUCAUAAAGCUUCACAUUUUACCAGCUGGACAACUAUGAACCAAAUGUGAUGCACAUGUGGCUCUGCUGACUUCAGAGUGGUUGACCGGUUGGCAUAAUGUUGCAGCUCAUGCUAAAAAAAGGUGUAGUUUCCUGGUAAUAUGUGCGGAGAAUGCGUAGUUUGUGAAUAUUUUUUCAAGAAGCAUAUUUCUUUUUUCUUGCUUGAUGCUAUAUACCAAUUUAACAUGUUCUCUAAUAUUUUUCUCACUAAAUUCUGUUCUUGUUCAUUGAAAGAAUCUAAAACCCAAGAUGUUUCUUAGAUUCAGAAAGUUUCCAUCCACUUCAUCGGUUUGUUGCUUGAAUAGCUCAUUCUUGCUCUAAUGUUUAGCUUGCCAUAUAAUGUAAUCAGAUACAAACCCCUCUUAUUUCUGAACACUUGGGAAAGGUGAUGACAGAGAUAAUAAAACAAGAGCAAAUAAUUGAUGGAGUAAAGCCGUUGUAAUAGUUAUUCUAAUGAAAUGUUUUAUGUCAAAAGUAUUAGUAACAACCAGCCUGUUAUUAGUUAUCCAUAUACUCAUUGACAUUAGAUCCCCUGUCUGGCCACUUCUUUCCUUUUAUCUUCAUCAUCGAACGGGCAAACAAACUGUAAGAACACCUUUUGUGCUUCAUCUUCUAAGACACCGCUUGAUUGUUACAUUGUGAAGGAGAUUGCUAUAUGAGUUCAUGAUAGAUAUAAUUAUUGAUGAUUUCUGCAUUGAAGUCACACACUACAACUAAAAGGAGAAUGUUAGUUCCUUUUCCAGUACCAUAUGUAUUUUUGUCAUGGAAAUGCAAAGCUUACAGUGAAUACUUAAUGCAUCUGUAAAUAGUGAAAACAUUUGUGACAGAAACACUCAAUCUCCAUAUUAAUAUGUCUGACAUGAGUACAGUGUGAAUGCCAAUUUUGUUUGUUCUUGGCUUCACUUAUGUCUAUUUUCUGGUUUUGUCACUGCCUUGUAUUGUUUGUAGCAGUAAAAUUUCCCAUAUCAACAUCAAGUGUUUGGUUAAUGCUAUUGCAUGGUGCAUGAAUAGAGAACAUGCACAUGUGUCAUUUCUCUCUGUUUAUUUUCUGGAUGCAUGGCAGAUAAAUUGGCAAAAACAAGCACUUCCAUAUUUUUUAUGGUGGCAGCUGUCUGGGGCUCCAAAAAAUCUAGGUGCUGGAGCUAGGGGUAUAUUAAGGGUGUUGACAUGAGCCUUCUUUAUUCAUGUUAGACUGAAAAUUUAUGCUAAUGGUACUUUAUUUAGCCUACAAACUCCAGGUCCUGCAAGAAACAGGGAGUUGGAGCUCAUUACCUUAACUUGUCUGUGGCCCCAGAGGACAGUUCAAUUUAAUUCAGCAAACACUAGGUGUAUGCAAUUCAUGACUUAACUUUUAAGUCUGUCUGAACUUCAUUUGGAUCGUAUAGCCUGAAGAAAUUGACACCUUUCUCUUUGGGAAACCAAAACAAAACAAUUGAAGCGAUUUCAAAUAGUUGGAAUUUGAAGAACUGUAAAGUUCAGUUAAAUAUACAGAAGUGUGAUGCAGUUCUGGACUCAUACCUUUGAAGCGUCUAGAUCAUAAAUUCUGACUACAGAACUUGUGGAAGCUAACAGAUUUUGCUUUAAGAUAGACACGAUACAUCAAUCUAAUGAAUCCGAAUAUGUAUAUUGGGCAGUUUAUAAAACUAAGUAGUGAAUUGAAUGUGAUAACUCCUUUUGCACACUGUUCUAUUGCCUUCUAACUCAUAUUGCAUAAUUGCAGUUUUCUCCUCCAAACAAUUCUUUCAAUCAUCUCGCUGCUUACAAUUGGUUAUAGAAUUGGUACAUUGUAUAAACAAUAGAUUUAUGUUAGCGAUAUAUUGCCUUAUACAACAGCUUGUAUGUCAUGUAGGUGCCCCAUGUGGAGGUCUUUCAACAUGUUUCAUCUAGCAGACUAAGGCAUAGCCUAGUGAUGGAAAGGGGUUGAUGCCUUCCCACCCACCCAGGUUCAAGGCAUGGUACUUGCAAUUUGGGUUUGUUGCACCAAUUAUACUGUAGGGACCUCCCUUACCGUCUUUCUGUCAAAAAAAAAAGUUUCAUCUAUCCUCAUGGACUAUGGAUUUUUCCCAACUGGAGAUUCCAUGGAUACUAUAAACCUGUACUACUCUUUGUAUUGCUCCACACAAUAAUUUUCUAUGUGAAUAAACGGUUAUUUUGCUGAUUAUUUUAUUUUGUCUUCCACUUCUUGAAACAGGCCUUAUGACUGCAGAAAGUCAGACGGAGAAUCAUGCAAAGGGCCUACAGAUGCAAACAUGGCAGUUACGGAAACGGCCAAUGUGGAUGCUGGAGAGGAAAAGGUAAAGAUAAUCAAAUCUGGCUUUGAUCUAGUUUUGGACAGGCUGAUGGUGUUUGGUAAUGAAUAAUGAUAUUGUCGCAGCAGAAAGAAAGAAAGCUCUAAGAAUAUCUGCCCUUUCCUUCAAUUUUUUUUAUUUUACAUUAACUUUUUUUAAAAUAUGUAUAGAAAAAUUUCCCAACUUGACAAAUCCCAUGAACGCUUUCAGAUACAUAAUAAAAUCUUUGUUUUAAGGUGCGUUUUCUUGACUUUUGACUGUGCUCAUCUUGCCCUAAUCUCGAGUCCAGGUCACAACUGUUGGAAAUGACAGCCUCUCCCUUAUGGCACGGUAGCAGCACUAAGCAGCUUUCCCUACACCUUAUGGCAGCACAAAUAAGUUAAUAACUAGAGAACAGAGUGAUGAUUUUGGUGCUGCAAAGCUGGGUAGUAGUAGCGUAUUAAGCCAUAUUCAUGGAGUACAAGUAUUCGUGUUGUAAUGGACUUUGGCUACUGAACCUGGACAGGUUCAAGCUGCUUCUAGUGCUAAUUAAAUGAGCUACAAAAUAUCUAAAUUCUAGGCUACAAUACCUAGUGUGUGUACACACACAAAUGUAUAGAAACGAGAUUUUGCUACUAGAACAGCCAAGCAAAAAAUAGUGAUCAAGACGUGUCUUUA
Triticum aestivum (bread wheat) is the source of this 5108-nucleotide messenger RNA. Its product is annotated as pentatricopeptide repeat-containing protein At4g18520, chloroplastic. The transcript is spliced from 3 exons. The record is from RefSeq and is a predicted model, not a curated record. Gene Ontology annotation, biological process: RNA modification. Lineage: Eukaryota; Viridiplantae; Streptophyta; Magnoliopsida; Poales; Poaceae. Gene Ontology annotation, cellular component: intracellular membrane-bounded organelle. Gene Ontology annotation, molecular function: protein binding; RNA binding. The coding region runs from base 241 to 2100 and encodes 619 amino acids.